AGAAUAAUUAUAUUGUUUUAUUCAAAUUGAUAAACUAGUUUUACUAAAAUUUGGCAAAUCAAUUGGGAGAAAUUUGUAUAUAAGGAAAAAUUGUCUUGUUUGAAAUCAGUGUUCAAUCAUCAUCGAACAAAUCAAUCACAAAAUGAAUUCCCUUAUUGUUCUUGCUGUUAUCUCCAUGGCUGCUCUGGCCAGUGCUGGUACACUUCUUGGAGGAGCAGCUCUUACUACUGGCCCUCUCGCCACAUCCUCUCUAGUCUCACCCCUAGGUGUUCACCAAGCUAACGUUCUUUCUGCACCAUGGAACAGUGGCGUACUGGCUUCCCCAUCAUGGGUAGGUAGUCCACUUUUGCAGAGGACUGUCUCCACCCAUGGAGUUUUGGGAUCACCCUGGCUCAGUUCUUCAGCUAUAGUAGCUCAGCCAACUUUAGUCCAUGGUGGUUUGGUUGGAGCCCGUACCAUCUGGUAGAUAAUAAGUGUUUGUUAAUAUUCUGUAAAUUUUGAAGAAAUAUACUGUAAAUAUGUA
Harmonia axyridis is the source of this 523-nucleotide messenger RNA. RefSeq lists its product as uncharacterized. Lineage: Eukaryota; Metazoa; Arthropoda; Insecta; Coleoptera; Coccinellidae. The transcript has 2 exons. The record is from RefSeq and is a predicted model, not a curated record. Bases 143 to 466 code for a protein of 107 amino acids.